Messenger RNA from Sphaeroforma arctica JP610, 3630 nucleotides. RefSeq lists its product as hypothetical. Lineage: Eukaryota; Ichthyosporea; Ichthyophonida. The record is from RefSeq and is a predicted model, not a curated record. Gene Ontology annotation, molecular function: DNA-binding transcription factor activity, RNA polymerase II-specific; RNA polymerase II cis-regulatory region sequence-specific DNA binding. The transcript has a single exon. The coding region runs from base 520 to 3294 and encodes 924 amino acids. Gene Ontology annotation, biological process: regulation of transcription by RNA polymerase II.
GUCUUCAGACUGCAAAUUGCACAUUUGAACUAUAUCGAAAACAAAUCAACUGACUGGUUUACAGUCGGCACAGUAUUUGAACCAUAUUUCUAAGCGGGAAGGCUGUUCAAAACCCAACCGGUGACUCUACUUAGAUUCUUUGAUCAGCAGCGAUUGAGAAAUUUUCAAAUUUCAAUGUUGAUGGAACGUGGAUAAAGAAAAGUGGAUUUGAAGUGAAGUUAUCCAUAUUUUGAAUCAAUCCAACAGCCUCAAAGAAGAAGUACAUAUGACAGGGGUAGUUGAAAGUGUCUUUGGUCCAGUGAAGUCACACUAAUGGCUGUGAUAUAAAAUCAAGCAUCAUUUGACCUUAGAACAUUUUCUCGCACUGACUUGAACAAGUACUUCUAUACUUUGCAUUGAUUUACUGUGUAGCUAUGUGGCCUAUACCACCGCAUCGAUCCAUACAUCGGUGUUGUUUAUUGGGAUAUACUUGUCGGGGUAUUGCUUCUAAGCCCAUGUAGUGAUACUAAGAUCUAGAUUAUGAGCGAGUCAUUGGGCGGUGUAGGACCAGGAAGGCUCCGCCGCCCUUACAAUGUCGAGCACGAGAAGGUCUAUUCUAACACAUCCUCUAAGAUUUACUCUACCAGUAGUCGCAAAGCAGUGCCAAUCUGUGACGCAUCUACAUCACAGCAUAGUAGCGCACACUGCGAGCCGAGGAGAGCGACAUAUUUUCCUUCUCAUGACAGAGACCUGCCAUACAGUCAAACACAGUUUCACACACUAGCUAUACACAAUGAGUCGGCGCGGCAAGAUUCUUUACUCGGCAGCGUUCAACAUACGACAACCACGUAUAAUGCGGAGAAGGGGCUCACUGAUAUAGCGCAACAUACUGUUAACCAACCAGGACAAUCUCAUAGUGCUGAACAUCGAGUUAACAGUGCCAUGAGGAUCGACGAUGCGAAUGAAAGUUCCGAAGGUUAUCGGAUUGCCAAUAGUGAAGGGGUGUGUGGCAUAUCAGUGGUCGGUGGAUAUAUACCACCAGGUACUGUUAAUCAAGUGCGAGGUCUCAAGGUGGAGUCGAACAUACAAGUGACAGUUGAUCGCUCACAUGUGCGAUCGGGGAGAACCUCCUUAAGCGUAGCGAGGAAUCACUCAUUUGCAGAAAGUGAAGCAAUCGGAGAUACAAAGUUUAGACAAAAUCCUCAAGAUCGUAGUGACAGUGGUUUCACUAAACAAAAUAUUGCACGUGACACAAAAUCUCCAACGCUAUGUGAGAGUUUCGGACAAAGGCUCGGACUUCAUUCUGACACCCAGAUGCAGGGAACGACACUUAGAGAUACCGCGGAUGCUUGUGCAAUCGAAGGCGAUAUUCACCCUAUUCAUCCUGAUGUCAACCCGUAUUCGACUCACCGAGAGCGCACGCGUGUACGUGGCGCGUUAUGGAGGCCCCUCGAAAUCGCUGCAAUCGGUGUCACUCCUGGAGAAAAUAUUAUAAAUGAUGACGCACAAGAGACGCAUAUAAACGCCCAAAGGCGGCAACAUCACAAUGUAGAACAUACACAAGGCACAACGAAAAAGUGCACUUGGAACGAUCCAAGUCCAGGCGCGUAUAGAGGCGGAAGGUCUGCGCCUGUGGCCACAACCAAGGGAGCGGACAGCUUUGACCUCCCGGCACGAGCAUUUCGUCCACAAGCAAGCGAAUCAGCACCCAACGGCGAUAUCGUUAUGUAUGAGAGCGACGCGAAUAGCCAUACUUUCGGGACGGAACCUGUACCCAUUUGCUCUGAACAGAAUCAAAUAAGGCAACGCUCACCGAGUAGAGGAUCUAGUCGUCACGCAUACCAUACAAAAUGGAGUUACCCCCCCGACAGCGAACGUACAAGCAAUUAUAGAUAUAGAAGACCAAUCGCAAAUCGUGCCCAAAAGCCACAGGCAAUCUCGAUUGUACGUGAUACAGCAUCCACACAGGCACACUCCGAUAGGCAGCGUUUCAGUCGCAAAGGAGAACAUACAAGCACAGGGUCAGACUAUCUUAGAACUGACUACAACGCCUUGAAUGACCACAGCGAUAACAGUAGCACGGUCAGUCACCGCAGCUACACACGACAGCCCAAGAGUGCCCCGGACCUUCACAUGGCCGCGCACCAUCACACGCAGACCUUAUUAGAUAAGCGGUACGCGCAGAGAGCAUACAGCAGCAGACCGCACGCAGAGUGCACUCGAAGGCAAAGUGACAACACUAUAAAAAGCAAAACCAGGCAUCAGAAUUCAAGCCGACUGCGGCGCGACCGUGUAUUGAAAUCGCCAGCGCGGGACGCAAUCACAUCUCUUUACUUAGCGCGAAGUUCCCACGACAGUUCCGACUCAGUGUACGCAUUCGAUGAAGAACUAUCGGGAACACACGUGAACAAGUUCGCAUCAACAUCACAGGAAUCCGUCGAUCGGUGGUCGGGUGAGCACUCACACACUCGCGAAAGAGCGCUUCCUUAUGAGAGACGUCGCACACUCAGCGGCAGGCAUAGUACGAGUACCUCCGGUAGCAUUCCACACGGGUCGAGAACCAGCCUUUCGCACAGAGCUUUGAAUAGCAUAUCGCACAGCGCUCUAAAUACUUUACCACACGCACGCACGAAUGAAUGGGGACAGCUUACAAUGGAGCAAAGGGACUCUGCCCUCUCAGUUAGUUCACAGAGGAGCGCCAUAUGCUUAGACUCUUUGCAGAACAAGCGCAGUCAAAGUAUGAGGUCGUGGGUGUCCGAAGAUCAGAUAUGUCAGCAAUCGGGGUUGAAUAGUAAUAGCACACGCGCAGACUCUGAGUUUCUGAAACCACACGCAACUUCUGUUGGAUCAACGCCGGUAAUAAUCGAGAUGGAGAGUUCAACGCCUAGUGGGUUGUGUGGCAGGCAAAGUCCAGCGAUAAAAGAAAGUACUGAGACAUCAGCGAACAUCAAGCAGGAAAACAGGUCGGCCAAGGUCGCUGAGCGCAGAAACCCACCUAUGCCCAAGCACACUUACUCGUCUCUGAUAGGGAAGUGUAUUUUUGCGUCGCGCGACGAGCGUGUAACACUUCCGGAGUUGUAUAGCUACAUCUCUGAACGGCUACCGAAUGGAAAGCAAUUACUCGCGGAGAGUUGGCAGUCGAGUGUUAGACACCAAUUGGCAAGCAACAAGGCGUUUAUGAAGAAGAGGUAUCCCAGCAAGGAGGGCGGGACUGCAACAAGGAAGUACUGGAGUAUCAAACCCGAUUACAGGGAUAUGUUCACCGAAACAGGUGAAUAUAUACCGCAAGGACGCAAAUCUGCACCCGACAUGUAGGAAUUAGAAAUUGAACUGGGAUCACACAAAUUGCUAUUAAAUCAGUAGACUUGACCUCGAGAUGGUAACUACGGCAGACAAAUCCACGGACUAUAAUAUAGAGUGAGUGUAGGUAUAGAGUAGAAGAUGGAUGCUUUCAAGAUCAAAUGGCAAACCGUUUAGUUUAUCGCGAUGGUCUAGAUAAACUAGGUAUCAAUGUGCAUAUAUUGGCCGGAUAUAACUAAGAUCUUCCUGCAUUUAUUACUAUGUUUCUAUGUAAAAAGUGAAGCGCAAGGGUAGACGAAUAAGUAUCCUCCUACAACCACUAGGAGGCACUGGCCUGUGACGGUGCAGUGC